This is a messenger RNA of Acinonyx jubatus (cheetah), 6781 nucleotides long. RefSeq names its product proteasome activator complex subunit 3-like. The record is from RefSeq and is a predicted model, not a curated record. Gene Ontology annotation, cellular component: nucleoplasm; cytoplasm; proteasome activator complex. Gene Ontology annotation, biological process: regulation of G1/S transition of mitotic cell cycle; positive regulation of endopeptidase activity; regulation of proteasomal protein catabolic process. Gene Ontology annotation, molecular function: endopeptidase activator activity. The transcript has a single exon. NCBI's taxonomy places the organism in Eukaryota, Metazoa, Chordata, Mammalia, Carnivora, Felidae. The coding region runs from base 4167 to 4907 and encodes 246 amino acids.
GAGAUGUUGGAAUGUCGAUGCCUCUCCUUUAAUAAUAGCUAACGUUUACUGAGCACGUCCCACGUUCAAGGCACUGUGCCGAACUCUUUAUUAACUAGAUCCUCAAAACAACUUUUAUGAGAUAGCUAUUAUUGUAAUGCUCAUUUUAUAGAUGAAGAGAAUGCAGCAGAGAGAGGUAAAAUAACCGAGCAGGGUCCCAUGGCUGGUAAGUAGCAAAGCCGGGGUUGGAACGUGGCAGGGUGACUGCACAGCCUUAACCACAGUGCUGUUUUGCCCACUCCUCUUUGCAUAAAGGUGUGCACAGGUUAGACCUGGAGACAGAUCCUGGAGAUGUUGAAUUGGCAGCUACGACCGACCAGAGGCCAUGGCAGCAGGUGCUUCUACACUGUUUAUUUCUGUACCUUUGCUUGCUGCAGACUAGGAGGAAGAAUGAGAAGGGGAAGGGAGGCAUUUGUCAACCUAGAAAGUGACUCUGGCAGUGUUCUCACUGACUACAUUGGAAAACGAAGCAUUUUAUGCUCACUAGGGGGUACCGAUAAGUUUUGAAUGAAGCCCUUUGGUCUAGAUAACUUAAGGUCCAUUGCAAUCUAGAGAUGAAGAAUUUCAUCAACAUAAGGGCUCAUCAGAAUCUUAUGAUUAUCUAGGUUUACCCCCAUUGAUUAUAUUUCUCCUAACUUCUAUUGACAGAAAGCUGUGAGGAAAUAAGUAUUUUGAAGGAUUAAAUUCCAAUCUGUAUCUCCAAGUUACAUUUAUUUAUUUAUUUAGAAUUUUUUUUUUUUAAUGUUUAUUGUUGAGCGCAAGCGUGAGCGGUGGAGGAACAGAGAGAGAGAGGGAGAUACAGAAUGUGAAGCAGGUUCCAGGCUCCCAGCUGUCGGCACAGAGCCCAACACGGGGCUCGAACUCAAAAACGGCGAGAUCACGACUUGAGCCGAAGUCAGCCGCUUGACCGACUGAGCCACCCAGGCGCCCCUCGAAGUUACAUCUAUAUCCAAGAGUUGACACAAUAGUUGCUUAGACUAAUUCGCUAAAUGGAACUCAUACAUAGGACCACAGAAUCCUUUCUUUACAGGCUUAGUUUCAGAGCUGGAGGAUAUUUAAAGGAUAAAUCAAUCCGUAAAUCUGUAGGUAUUACUAAAAGAAGAGUGGUGUGUCAGUCUUGGCAUCCGUACACGCUGAACCCUGCUGGGCUGUGGAGAAAGGAGAAACCUGAACAAGACAACACUACACAGCUGUUCAUGGCUUUCUUCCACCUGUUAGCACUCGGUGUCCAUUUCAUGGGUGGAAUCAUGGCAUGCAAGUGCAUUAAAUAAUUUUUAAAAACAACUGCUGAUUGCCGAUGGUCAGUGGGCAAAGCAGCAUUAGGAGCUGUCAUUUUCCUACCAACUGUUGCUUUCAUUAACAAGGACAAGAAACAUUGUGAAUGAAUACAAUUCUUACACCACGCCAGAAAAAAGAGCAGCUGAGCCCCCUCCCCAAGGAUUUUAUAUCCUGUCAUCAGACAACUAAAGAAAAUAAUUUCGUAUAAAUGGCUGCAUUAGUCAGUGUCAUAAUAUAAAAAGUCCUCCGUUAUUUUAAAGAGCAACUGGAAAUAUUUUCUCUUUGAAAAUAGAGUAGCCAAACUGCCCUACGAUCCAACAGUUGUACUACUAGAUAUUUACCCAAAGGAUACAAAAAUACUGAUUUGAAGGGACAGUGCAACCCGAUGUCUGUACCAGUACUAUCAGCAAUAGCCAAACUUUGUAAAGAGCCCAGGUGUCCAUCAACUGAUGAAUGGAUAGAGAAGAUGUGGUAUGUACAGUGGAAUAUUACUCAGCCGUCAAUCAGAGUGAAAUACCGCCAGUUGGAAUGAUGUGGAUGGAGCUAGAGUGUAUUAUGCUAAGCAAAGUAAGUCCACCAGAGAAAGACCAAUACCAUAUGAUUUCACUCAUAUGUGGAAUCUGGGACACAAAGCAGAUGAACAUAUUUGAAGGGGCAAAAAAAGAGGGAAGCAAACCGUAAGAGACUCUUAAUGAUAGAGAACUAACUGAAGGUUGAUGGAGGGAGGUGGAAGUGGGAUGGGCUAAGUAGGUAAUGGGUACUAAGGAAGACGCUUGUUGUGAUGAGCACUGGGUGUUUUACUUAAGUGAUGAAUCACUAAAUUGUACUCCAGAAACCAGUAUUACACUAAAUGUUAACUAACUAGAAUUUAAAUAAAAAUUUGGAAUAAGAAAAAAAGAGUAACCAUUUGAUAAACCAUAUAUAGCACUGAGGAUAUUUUUCAAUUAAAGAGAAUUUCUGUAGUAGCUCUCGUGUAAUCUGUUAUAGCCAAACUUAUGAAGAAAAUCAAGAUGUGGGAACGCUGUGGUCAUGUUUCAAGAUUGGAUUUUCCUUUUCCGUGUGAUCGCUCUAUCUAAAUUCCCAUUAACGUGAAUGUAAAUUUGCAUGUGUAAAAAUAUAUGUAUAUCCAAGUUAUCUCUUAGGAGAGGUUUAAUGUAGGUAUAAAUAGAAAUUCUUCCUUUAACCACAAAAAGAAAAAAAUUAGUAUUGAAUUCUGCCUUUUCUCACCUCUUCAUAUCCCAAACUAUCACCAUAUACUAUUAAUUGUACUUCCUAAAACUCUAUAUUCUUCUCUCCAGCCCCAUUGCCAUCUCUUUGAGGCAUGCUUUGGAUUCUAUCAGCAGUCUCUAUCCUCCUCUUCAGAUCCACCUUGACCACUGAAGUCCUCCAUCUGUGUGUGUAUGUGUGUGUGUGUUUGUGUUUUCCCUGCCCUUCACUGGCUUUUUAUUAAAUCCAAGUUCCUUAAUCAUGGCAAACAGGGCCCUGCCUCUAGGAGCUGGUCCUUGCUUACCCUCCUGCCUCGUUUCCUGCCACUUUCCCUCCUACCUGAAGAUCCAGCUUACCAGUAGUUCCCCAAUACCCACCCCAUACACACCACAAUAUGUAUACACCUUUAUCCCCAUACACACAUCGUUGAAAGUAUAAUUCCCUCUACCACACCUUUGUCACAUUCCAAGACCUGAAAUGAUCGAAACACAGAAAUUUCAUCCCCUAAUUGGGGCUGAACACAGACGACUUGAAUGCAAGUGAAAUCGCUAGUUUGUUAGUCUAGUUAUCUUACUGUGGUACAUGUGUUCUUGGAGCUUUGAGGCACUCCCCAGGUCGUGCCUCAGAGCUAAGGAAUUUCUUUCCAAAUUCCCUUCAGGAAUUGCCUUGUCCUCAACUUUGGACAACUGUGAAGGGGCUUUCCCCUUCCCCAUGGGGUCAGCUGAGGCUUAGAGAUUUCAUCAGCUUCUCCCUCUGCUGUAGCUCUUCCUUUCCAGGGGUCCUUUGGUUAAGAACAGUCCCUAAUAAAUUUCCUGGAAGCAAUCUCUGUCCGCUUGCUGCGGAGACCAACCUGUAACAUGUCUUGUUGAUACUUUUUUGUUCUAGAUCUUGUGAAGUCAUGGUUUGCUAAAAUCUUACUAAUUCAAGGUUGUUUCAUCAGAUGGGUAUUGAGCACCUGCUCCACACCAGGCAUUGUGCCACAUGCAGCGGAGACAAAUUAAGACUUGGCCUAUGCCCUGAGGAAGUUUGCAGUUCAACUGAGGUGACAGUUACGUUCAGAACUUAUAACAUCUUUAGAAUAAUCCUUUUUUGAUCUAAACUUUAAUAAUUUCAGUAUAAAAUCCAAGGUAUGCACUAUGGUGUUGCAAAGAACAAAAGGAAAGUAUUUCAGGAAAAUGAAAAGUAAAACAAGUAGAGCGAUCGUGGAUCUCCUUGAGCUCCUAUGUAUAAAGUACAUCGACUCGUCUGCUUGGUCCUCACAGUGCUCAAGUUUACCGAAGUUCUUCGGAACCGUCUUUGCUGCGCAGGCUUCCGGCCGAGAGGCCAGGGGUGGGGGUGGGGGGGGGGGACUGCUCCGGGAACUAGAUCCGCAGCCCCCCACCCCCACCCCUGCACACACACAGGUGCCAGGGCCGCCUGGCUGGGGCGUUGUCCGGAGGGCGCGGUUGGCACGUGGCUCCCUCCCCUCCCCACCCACCGCGGGCCUGGCCGCGCCGCCGGGAGUCCGGGACGUCACUUCCGGCGUGGCUGGGCAUGGUCUGUUGGGAGUUGGCCGUGGCGGCGGAAGCCCAAGGCCGGCCCGCCGGCCGCGGGGGGAGCCCGGGUAGUGUCCGCCGCCCCAACGCUCGACGCCCCUGGACGUCAUGGCUUCCCCGCUGAAGCUGGAGCAGGACGUGCGGGGGAAGGUGGAUUCGUUUCGGGCCCGCAUCGCGCAGGAGGCCGAGGAUCUGGUGUCCACCUUCUUCCCUCAGAAGCUGUCGGAGCUGGAUAGUCGGGUCCAGGAGCUGCGCCUGCAAGACCUGUCCAGAAUCCGUUCGGUGCCGGCCCCGGAGCCCCCCGCCGCCCCCGACACCGCGGGGGACGGGCCCAACCGGGACCCGCCGCCUCCGCAGACCCAGCCCUCGGUCAAAGUGCCGGCACUGCCGGGCGGCGAGGGACAGCUGCUGCGGAGCAACCAGCAUCUGGUGGAGCUGAUCGCGCGGGUGAAACCCGAGAUCGAGCUGCUGAGGGAGAAAUGCAACACGGUGCGCAUGUGGGUGCAGCUGCUCAUCCCGAAGGUGGAGGACGGCAACAACUUCGGAGUGUCCAUCCAGGAGGACACCGUGGACCAGCUGUGGACCGUGGAGAGCACGGCAGCCUCCUAUCUGCGCCGCUUCUCCACCUACUACAACACCAGGGCCAAGCUGGUGUCCAAGAUCGUGAAGUACCCCCAGGUGGAAGAUUAUCGCCGCACGGUAGCCGAGGUGGACGAAAACGAGUACCUGAGCGUGCGCCAGAUCCUGCUGCACGUGCGGAACCAGUACGCCACCCUGCAUGAUGUGAUCCUCAAAAACAUCGAGAAGAUCAAGACCCCUCGGAGCACCAACACUGACAACCUCUACUGAGGACCUGCCCCCACCCCUCUUUCCUUCAGGAGGUGGCCGAGCUGUUCGGGCAGCCGAAGGGGGUUAGAAAUGACACUGUAGGUGAUGGGCCGACUGGAAACGUGCCGGACCGUUCAGUGACGGUUUCGUACAGCUUAUCCUCCCACUGAAUACUUCCGGUGUAGUUUUUAUUUGCUUUUUCUUUCGCUGAGAGGAUGGGGACAAGCCAUCUGGUAGAAGGUGGUAGGGUUGGCCAAGGAAAAGGACUGCCAUUUUUAAAAACAGCUUUUAAAAGCAGCUUCGUAGACGAAUGUGGGCCAGGGUUUCUCUUUUAUGGCAUUGCUGACAUUGAAUGGUUUGAGGGGUUACUCCAGGAAGAACCUUAAUGUUUAAAAGAGAGCUGAAUGAAGCUUUUCCUGAGGUUCUGCUAUGUGUUACUUUGUUCAAACCUCAGAAAUGCUCCUUUCGUCACCAUCGUCUGUUUUUUUUUUUUGCAAGGAAAGGAGUUUACAGAGAUGUGUCGAGGUCACCGUGUGUCUCCAGUUUGGCAGAUUGAAAUAAAACUUGGUUUUAACAUUUUGCGAUGGACUCAGCGUGCUUAUCAGAAUGUAGUCUUCAGUGGCAUAGGGUUUCCCUCCUCCUCGGUUGGACCCCCCACGCUCGAGAUUUUCCAGCUCUGGCGUGUAAGAAAAAUGAGCAGAUCAAGAGUCUUAGAUCUUUAGUGUUCUGAAGAAAUGCACAUCCACACCUCCCUUAGAGCGAAGAGGGAUCUGUGCACACUGCUUCCUUGCACGACCUUCUACCGUCUCCACGUCUUCCAGUUUUCUUUCACACAGCUUAGGAUUUCUUUUGUGUGUCCAUUGCCUCAGAAGUUCCUGUUGGAUCCUUUAAGCUUUGUAUCGCAUUUGCUUUUUUUUUUUUUCUUCCCUCCAUUGAAUUUCAUCUCUGUUUCCCCUCUCACCUCUUGAGAUAUUUCUUAGGGCGGCUCAUUCGAAUUUCCAUCUCAAAGGAUGUGGAUCGUUAUUUAAAUCCAAAGACUCUAAAACGUAACUUUGGGUGUUUACCUCCUGCUUUUGGGGUCUGGUUGAGAGGAAACCGUUGUCUUUUUCCUGGGUGAUCUAUACUGUUGGUAUUUUUCAAGCCCCACAUUUCCAGAUUUCAGUUGCAGUAGAUUGUUACACUCUUGAGUCACCUCAUGCAUUACAGAGAACUUCUUUCUUUUGAUGCGAGGGAUCCUCUCUCCCUAGUGGUUUUUGUUCCGAAUUUCAUGUUUUCUGAUAGUAAAAGUACUUUAGUCAGCUUUUUAGUAUUAAUAUUAAUCUGAGGAUCUUCAUCGCUCAGAAAUACCAUUGGGAAAAAGCAUGAGCAGAGUGCCUUUUGAUGCUUUUUUAUAUACAGGAAUGAGAUCAUCUCUGUGCCCGGUGGAUAGCUUCCUCUCUUUUUCCCGUUCAGCUACUUGUACCCUGAAUCCUCAUAAUGUUUUUGAAACUAUAUAUGUACGUAAGUUAUGACCUUGGUCUUUUAAAGUAUUUUAUAGUAGUACUUUCAUGCGAUAAAUUAUUUCUCAAAUGAGCUUUUGGUGGGAAAAUUAUGAGGGAUUAAACUUAUUUUUUGUGAGAGGUGAAAAUGUAUUUCCCAUUGCAAUUUCUUUUCUACAUAAGAUCCUCUGAAACAAGGUGACCAUAUAAAAGUCUGGUGCCUAUUUUGAAACCUCUGUUAGGGGCGCCUGGGGUGGCUCAGUCAGUUAAGCGUCUGGCUUCGGCUCAGGUCAUGAUCUCACAGUUACAAGUUUGAGCCCCGGGUCAGGUUCUGUGCUGACAGCUCAGAGCCUGGAGCCUGCUUUGGAUUCUGUGUCUUCCUCUCUCUCUGCCCCUCCCGUGCUUGCUCUCUCUCUC